CAAAAUGACUGAUUAUUCCUGUCAGAUGUGUUUAACUCUUCACAAAGUGCAAAUGAAAAUUGCGAAUUGAAAAUUAAUAUUUGUUUUUUUUUUGUUUUUUUUUUGUUUAAUUUUCCUCAUCCAUUUGUAGAAAAUUAAAUUUUCAAAAUGGCAAAAGUGGCAAAAUGUCAGCCAUGUGGUCCAGGAUAUAGGUCUCCGAAAGCAGCAAUGAUGGAGGGUCCUAGAGAAAAAUUAAUGUACACUGUUUGCAUACAUACGAAUCCAGCUAAAGAAGACGUACUUUGCACAGUUGACAUAGAUCCAGAGAGUCCUACUUUUUGCCAAAUAAUACAUAAGCUAAGAAUGAAAUAUGUUGGUGAUGAAAUUCAUCAUUGUGGAUGGAAUAUUUGCAGCAGUUGCCAUGAUGUACCGAAAAAACGUGACACAUUGGUCCUUCCAUGUUUAAAUUCAGAUCGUAUUUAUUUUGUUGACGUUUCUAAUGAAAGGGAACCAAAAAUGAAAAAAAUUUUGGAGCCAGAAGAAAUGCAUAAAUUUGGAGCAGCAUCCCCUCAUACUUCGCAUUGUUCUCCAACUGGAGAAAUAAUGAUCUCAGUAAUGGGUACACCAAAUGGUGAUGCUCAGGGUGAUUUUCUUUCCAUUGACAGCAAUAGUCUUGAGAUCAAAGGAAUGUGGACAAAAGGAGAUAAAGCAAAAUUUGGUUAUGAUUUUUGGUAUCAACCCUAUCAUGAUGUUCUUGUAGCUUCCGAGUGGGCGAUUCCACGUGUUUUUAAAAGAGGAUAUCAACUCACUGACGGAACUGAUCCCACACUUUAUGGACAAAGUUUAAACGUUUAUUCUUGGAAGGAUAAGAAACUUCUUCAGGUAAUUGAUCUUGGUAAAGACGGAGUUGCUCCGCUCGAAACAAGAUUCCUUCACGAGCCAACAUCAUGCGAGGGAUAUGUUGGCUGUGCAGUGAAUUCGAGCAUUUUUAGAUUUUUCAAAAAUGACACUGGAACAUGGUCUGCCGAAAAAGUUAUUCAAAUUCCACCAAAGAAAGUUGAGGGUUGGCUAGAUCAAUAUGUUUCAGGCAUGAUAACGGAUAUUUUAAUCAGUCUUGAUGAUAAGUAUCUUUAUUUUUCAAAUUGGUUACACGGGGACAUUAGACAGUAUGACAUCACAGAUCGAAGAAAUCCAAAAUUAACGGGUCAAGUAUUCUUGGGAGGAGUUAUUCUUUCGGACUCAAAUGUUCGGGUUGUUGAUGAUAAAGAAUUAAAAAAACAACCUGAUCCUGUUUACGUGAAAGAACGUCGUCUUUAUGGUUCACCACAAAUGUUACAAUUGAGUUUGGAUGGUCGUCGACUUUACGUUACAACGGCCCUUUACAAACCAUGGGACAAACAAUUUUAUCCUGAACAUGUCAAGCAUGGUUCAACAAUGUUGAAAUUGGACGUGGAUGUGGAGAAUGGAGGCAUGAAGCUUGACAAAAACUUUUUAGUUGAUUUUGGAGCUGAUAAAGAUGACAUUUUACUGGCUCAUGAAACCAGGUAUCCAGGUGGGGAUUGUACAUCUGAUAUUUGGCUUGCGGAAUAAUAAAAUAUGUAUCCACGAGAAAAAAUAUAUAAUAAAAAUUUUUAUUCUCUAAA
Molecule: messenger RNA, 1622 nt
Organism: Leptopilina boulardi
Lineage: Eukaryota; Metazoa; Arthropoda; Insecta; Hymenoptera; Figitidae
Product: methanethiol oxidase
Exons: 8
Coding region: 148-1569 (473 amino acids)
Molecular function (GO): selenium binding
Source: RefSeq, a predicted model, not a curated record